AUGUAUAGCAACCGCUCCCAUCCGCUCCUCGAGCAGGUCCCCUUGACCGUCUCUCCGUUCAUUUCCCUCCCCACCGCGACAACACUCUCCUACAACUACAAGGCUAUGCCCUCAGCCCUGCCCCCCUCAGCAAUAGGCGUACCAGCCGCAGUCACCGACGAUUCAGCAGCUGGAGACGCCGCCGCAAAUAAACCCAAGUAUGUGAUCUCGCAGUCAGGACACGCAGCCCAUCCGGAUGAUAUCAUCGCCUCGUGUCGCGCGCUACAAGCACACAUUACAAAGAUGCAGGAGGACGCCGAGCGCGACCUGCGGGACCUCGAGACCAGGAUAAAAGAGCGAGAGCUGGCUGAGAAGAGAAGAGUUGCGCCCGGCUGGCUGGACAGUGAAGCCCGGAUACUCGAGCCGGAAAAGGUCGGCGGGCCAUCCGAGGAGGAGGAUGGGCAUCAGACAUCAGCUGUAGCGGGGACCAGUGAGAUGCCGUUGAACGAUCAAGGUGCGGAGCUAGACCGAGUGUUUGGCGGGUUGAGCAUGAAGUGA
Messenger RNA from Colletotrichum abscissum, 537 nucleotides. RefSeq lists its product as uncharacterized. The record is from RefSeq and is a predicted model, not a curated record. The transcript has 2 exons. Bases 1 to 537 code for a protein of 178 amino acids. NCBI's taxonomy places the organism in Eukaryota, Fungi, Ascomycota, Sordariomycetes, Glomerellales, Glomerellaceae.